Molecule: messenger RNA, 435 nt
Organism: Triticum turgidum subsp. durum (durum wheat)
Lineage: Eukaryota; Viridiplantae; Streptophyta; Magnoliopsida; Poales; Poaceae
Source: the annotation of a GenBank genome assembly
AUGCUGAGAGUUAAGCGAAGAGCUAGAUACUUAAAUGGACAGCAAAAAAAUGGAGACAAGCUGCAUUAUAAAAGCACAGGCAUAGUUGUUGAAAACAGUUUACGUAACACAUCUAUUCUCACCUCGUCAGCUUUGGUUAGCACAUCAGAUAGUGGACGUAGGUUCAUCUUUGGACUGAAGAUAAAAUUGCGCCUUCCAAAUAACCAAGUGGUCGAUGGGUGGAUACAACAUUCUGUUUUGCCUUUCAGUAUGGUUAUGGUGGUCACUACAUAUUCCCCUGAUCUUCGUACAGAUGGAAGUGGUGGUCCACUUGUUGAUCCUGAUGGGAAUAUUGCUGGGAUGAAUGACUACCAUGAUCAGGAAGGAACUCCAUAUGUGCAAGGAAAUAAGAUUGAUGAAUGUUUGAGGGUUGCUCGGAUAAGGUAUGUUAUCUAG